AUGGAUUUCUAUUACCAAUACCUUCAUAUAGGGGGUAAUUAUUUUAUUACAUUUGUUUUCUUUUUAAACCGUUUCGGCACUUGCGUACUGAGAAGUAACAAGAAAAUCAACAAGGAAGAUUGGCUGUCACUUAACAUGGGCAAAUUAGCAGCAACACUCCUAAUACCGUUGCUUUUAGCAUGUACAAUGAAAGCACAACUGUUUAAUCCUGGAAAUACCUUCGCCAACUGUGUUCCACCAAAUCCUACUGCUUUUUGUAAAGCGUUUCUGCCAUUUCGAUCUGUUGACGGAAGCUGUAACAACCUUGCGAAACCACCACAAGGAGCAAAAGAUACAGCACUGGCCCGACUUUUACCGGCUGACUAUGUCGAUAGUAAUAAUCUUGAUACUCCUCGUGGCUUUCCUGGAACAUUACCGCGCGUUCCUACAGCUCAUGAAGUUUCACGGGCAGUCUUCCGCGUUCAAACUAGAAACAGACAAAGAUCAUCGUUGUCAACAAUGUUUAUGGCAUUUGGACAAUUCCUCGAUCAUGACUUUGCAUACACAAGUCAUCCUCCGUGCGAUGUGUCUGCAGGUUGUACUAGAUGUGGUUCAAUAACUGCCUUCACGUAUCCAUGUUUCCCACUGAUAAUCAGGUCAGGUGGAUCACGUUGUACAUCUCUGGCAAGGUCAGUUCCUGUCUGUCAACCCAAAUUUCAACCACGAACCACAAGAGAACAGUUGAACAUAAUAUCAUCUUUCGUUGAUUUGUCUCAAGUCUACAGCAACGAUAUAAUUGUUCACAAACAGUUGAGAACAUUAGAUGGCAAUGGAUUGCUAAAGGUCACUUCGUCAAAUUUGCUACCGAUUAGAUUGCCACCGUCAGAUCCAGAAUGUAGAAAUCCAGGCGGAUGUUCAUUGGUUGGUGAUGACAGAGGAGACGAAAAUAUUGUGUUAAACACGUUACAUACGAUAUUUGUGCGAUAUCACAACUACAUAGCUAAAAAACUAAAAGUUUUGACAAGAUCUACCAGUGAAAAGUUUCUUUUCGAGACAGCAAGGAAAAUCAAUAUUGCCAUAUAUCAACGCAUUGUUUACAACGAGUUUCUUCCACCUAUUGUUGAUUUAGCUCCAUACAAAGGUUACGAUACAUCAGUGGAUGCUUCCAUAACUAAUGUCUUUUCAACAGCAGCCUUUAGAUUCGGUCACAGUUUGGUUCCAAAUGCCUGGGCGCAACUAAACAACAACUUUGACACGGCUUUCAACGAUAUCUCUCUUCAAGCUUCAUUUGAAAACACUCUUCCAAUUCGUAAUCGGGGUAUAGAACCAACAGCAUUUGGUUUAUUGGCAAACCGAUCGCAAGUAGUUGAUACCACGUUUGCGUUUGGAAUAGCCCGAAGGUUACUUGUUCCUUUAGGAGAGAGAAGACUUGAAGAUUUGACAGCUUUGAAUAUUCAACGAGGACGAGAUCAUGGUUUGAAAACAUAUGGAGCUUGGAGACGAAGAUGUAGAUUACCAGCCAUCAAUACGUUUGAAGAUCUGGUGGGAAUAAUGUCUAAUUCAACGAUUAGGAAUUUCGAGACAGUGUACAACAACCCGAAUGACAUUGACAUAUUUGCAGCUGGUAUUGCAGAACGACGCACCAACGGAAAAAUGCUUGGACCAACCUUCCAAUGUAUCCAAAAAAUCCAAUUUGAGCGCUUCAGAGACGGAGAUCGAUUUUGGUAUGAAAACCCUGGUGUCUUCACUCCGGACCAGCUUAUUGAAAUAAACAAAAUGACAUUGUCGAAGGUUUUAUGCAACACAUUAAAAGGUAUCGUUUCCAUCCAAAGAAAUGCUUUAAGAGCUGUUUUUCCCAACACAGUACGAAGAGGGUGUGGGAACAUCCCAGAUAUUGAUUUGAAAAAAUGGAUCAGUUAGUUUCAUGGAUAUUCUGACCUGAUAUUCAUUCUCUAUUUUUGAAUAACAGACCAUAUUUUCUUCUCAAUUUUAAAAAAGUAUUCUCUAUGUAAUACAUGAAAAUGGUAAAUCUCUUUUUCUUUUGUCUUAAGAAAUCCGAAAAUUUUAGUUCCUACAUUCUAUGUCUACCAUAUACUGUUACCUAAAAACUAGGAAUAUUUCGGCGCUUUGUUUCACUUAGUGACCU
Molecule: messenger RNA, 2125 nt
Organism: Hydractinia symbiolongicarpus
Lineage: Eukaryota; Metazoa; Cnidaria; Hydrozoa; Anthoathecata; Hydractiniidae
Product: lactoperoxidase-like
Exons: 7
Coding region: 1-1899 (632 amino acids)
Biological process (GO): response to oxidative stress
Molecular function (GO): heme binding; peroxidase activity
Source: RefSeq, a predicted model, not a curated record